Molecule: messenger RNA, 6996 nt
Organism: Biomphalaria glabrata
Lineage: Eukaryota; Metazoa; Mollusca; Gastropoda; Planorbidae
Product: inactive tyrosine-protein kinase 7-like
Exons: 18
Coding region: 1349-4678 (1109 amino acids)
Biological process (GO): homophilic cell-cell adhesion; axon guidance; protein phosphorylation
Cellular component (GO): axon; plasma membrane
Molecular function (GO): cell-cell adhesion mediator activity; protein tyrosine kinase activity; ATP binding
Source: RefSeq, a predicted model, not a curated record
GAAAAAGGAAUAGAAACAGAGAGAUAUAGAGAGAUAGGGAGUUUUUAGAGACAGACAGAAAAGGGAAAAGACAAAGAGGGGGGGAGGUGCUAAAAUAGAAGAGUGAGAUAUCUACUUUAAUGCACGCUGUACAAUCAGAGGACUGGAAAGACUGAGGUAAUUGAAAAAGUCUUGAUGAAAGAGAAAAAAAAACAGACCAAAGAAAAAUAAGAGAGAGAGAGAGAGAGAGAGAAAGAGAGAAAAUUAGAGAAAGAGAGAGAGAGAGAGAGAGAGAAGGAGAGAAAGAGAAGUAGGUAACAAAGAAAGAAAGAGAGAAAUUGAGAUAUUUUUAAAAAUAGGUGAAAGAGAGAGAAAGAAAGAGAAGAGAGAAAAGUGAGAUAGAAGAGAGAGAAAAGAGAGAAAGAAAAAGAGAGAAAAAGAGAAACAAAAAUGAGAACUAGAAAAAUUUGAGGAAGUCAGCGUGUAUUGAACUGGACUAAAUAAAAAAGAGGUUGAAAAGAUCAAGAAGUCACUAAAACUCUAAAGAGAGAAACAGAAAGAUUUCUUGAAUAUAGAAAGUAUCAGAGUUCAGAGAAUUGUUGGAUAAGAAUUUAAGAUGUGAAUGAUACAAUACAGAACUAAAUGAAUUAUCACUCAUGCAUAUGCUGUUACCAAAUUACGGUUAUCAUAAGUCUGCAUAACCCAAAACCGAAAUAUUUUUAGAAAAAAUAAAACAACAACUAAGAAAGAACAGUGACUAAGUGUAUUAUGUAAUAAAGAUGACAGUACGUUCCAAAGAUAGACAGGGAAAUGUACACAACUGAACAAUGUUCUAUGUGGGGUUCUAAACUCUAUUGGUUUCAACAAGUCUGUUACAGUUUUGUUUUCUGCUAAAGAAGAAGAACUUUCGUUUGAAGCAAAAUUACUUCAGUGCCUCAGAAACAACAUAUCUGCUGAACAUAACAACAUAUACGCUGAACAUAACAACAUAUCCGCUGAGGUCGAAGCGGACUGUUGUUUUACGUAGCGCUAUAUCAAAGUUGAUGUCUUGUAUUGCAUACGUAUUGUUGUAACCCUGUUCCUCCCUAACUUUUUUUUUUUCCACUUGCGAAAUAGGGUGAUUUUUGUUUAUGCUGUUGGGCGUAUAUGACCUUGACUAGUGUGUAAAUGUGUUAAGAAACUUUAGUUAUGAGUUUUGGAUUUCUUGACUGAGGAUUGAGGAUUGUUUUUUAUUGUGUUAGUGAAUCGGGAUAUGUAAAUUUGAUUUGGAGAUUGUGACAUUAUUUCUUUUUAUCGGGGAUAUUGAUUGAUCAUAGUUGGAUUGUGCUUCUGCAAUCGAAGAGAUACCAGCGAUCUGAGAAUCGUGGUCAUGCUGACCAGGGCCCAGGACACUUUUUACUUCAACAUUAAGCCCCAGAACAAAGAGGCCGUGGAGGGCACGGAGACGCGCCUGCACUGCGACGUCAGCGACCGGCGCCACAUCUACUUCCAGUGGACGCAGGCCGGCAAGCCCAUCGUGAACACCACUCGGAAGUACCAGGAGGACAGCAACUUGAGGAUUCUGAGGGUCCUGCGAGGUCAGGACGAAGGGCCCUUCCAGUGUGUGGCCACCAACUAUACCACUGGAUUCUCGUUGCAGAGCCAGGAGGCAUACAUUACAAUACGAUGGAUAGACGAAAAGUCCUACGUGGUCUUGAAGCGCCCUAGAAAGGAAGAGGUGGCCACGGGGAUGGAACUGAACCUGAAAUGUCAAGUCUCGGGCAACCCAGAACCAACUAUCUUAUGGUACCACAACAAGUUUAGGCUUUUCAACACACAAAAGGUCAAAAUAAUGGACAACGGUCAAAAACUUCGAAUGGUCAACAUCACAGGUGCAGACAAUGGAGUCUAUUCCUGCCGUGCAGAAAAUGUGGCCGGUGCGGUGGACAGUACGGAUAACUUUGUGCUCAACGUUGCAGCUGAUGGGGCGCCAAAACUGAAGACUGACCUCUUCACGCCAUUCAUUCUGGCCUUAAAGCACAAAGAUGCCAGACUGGACUGUCCAUUUGAAGGGGCCAUCAGGAUCGACUGGUUCAGUAACUACGAGAAGCUGUCCAACAGCUCCAGGCACGAGGUGUAUCCUAAUGGAUCCCUGUACUUUCCAAAAGUCAGGGAGGCUGACGAGGGGAACUACAGAUGCGAGGGACUUAGCAUGACCUCUCCCGCGCAGACCUUUACAGCAGAGCUGGCUUUAGCUGAUCUAGAUGACAUCACUCCUAUGAACUUUGAACCGCGAUUGAUGAUGUCUUAUCCUAUCGUGAUGCCGGUUCAGGAGAGGUUUGAGAUCAAAGUGUUCCCACCUGUAGGAAGACCUCAGCCUGUGUAUAGGUGGCUUGACAGAAACGAUAGAGUUAUUUUGGAAACCGGACGAAUCCAUGUGUCGGGCCCCAACCUCGUUUUCGACUCACCGCAAGAGAUGGAUUCCGGGAACUACACAUUUGUGGCCAAUAAUACAUCCGGAGAGAAAAAACAGAGCGUCUGGGUGAUCGUGUCAGUUCCCCCGAUCAUCAGUAGACACCCACAGUCCAUUACCAUGGAAGAAGAUAAAGCAGCAGUCUUCAACUGUCAAGUGGCGGGAACUCCUCACCCUGUGACGUCCAUACUUUGGCAGAAGGAUGGUGUCCCCUUGCCAUUGGGAUCCAAACAUUUUAAAAUCCACACGAAAGACGGAGUCCUGAACAUCACAAGUGUCCGAGGCUCAGACGAAGGGAACUACGUGUGUAUAGCCAACACCACCGGACAUCGAGUCCAGCUGUCCACUCCUGGAUUUCUAAGAGUCACAAGGAAACUCAAAUUUAACCCUCCUCUAGAUGAAGUCUAUAACCUGGAGUUGGACAAGCCGGCCAGCAUCGUUUGCAGGGCAGAAGCCCUGACGCCGCCAAAGAUUCAAUGGAUAAAAGAAAACUUUGGCAAGACCGGCAAGGACCAGUUCAAAAUUCCAGACCACGCGACGGAGGACAAAGGAACUCUCCACUUUCCAAAAGUUCUGAAGUCAGACGAGGGGAAGUACCGCUGCGUGGCCAGCCAGACACAACAAGGAUUCAUCGAGGCCAUAGUUAUAAUUAAAGUCGUUGUAAAACCAACUUUCAGUACCCGGCCUCCGAACAUGACGACUGCAUUUGAAGGCCAGCCCAUGAUGCUGCACUGUGUGGCAGUGGGAGAUCCCAACCCCCAGAUCUUGUGGGAUAAAGAUGGCAGAUAUCUCCCAGCAGUGAGAGCUGUUCCUGGAGUAGCCUCUUCUAAUAGAUACACAAUUUUCCCCAAUGGAACUCUUCUGUUAGACAAAGUUUUAAUCGAAGACAAGGGGAGAUACGGAUGUACAGCUAACAAUACUGCUGGACAGAUCCGAGCUGAAUUCCAUCUAAUAAUUAGUGAGCCCCUCGAAAAAGAAGAAAGCUUUGACAUGACCAAGACUGUGAUCAUAGCAGUGUGCAGUGCUGGGGCCUACCUGGUUCUGGUCAUUGGUCUGACUGCCUACUGCAGCUACAGGCUUCUGAUGCAGAGGAAAAAUAGGAAGCAGCUUCUGAACAGUAAAAAUCUGAAACUUGGAACAGGAGAGUUCCAUCACCACAGAGAACAACAUGAAUUGUUAAUGAAAGAUCGAGACUCUGGCUUACAGUUCCGGAGCGACAGUGACAAUCGCUCUCACGUGUCUGGGAUGAGUUCGCACCAGUCACAGUCCUCGGCCUCAGCUUCAGCUGCAGCGUCGCACAUCACAGCCACGGUCGCCGCUGCCGCCACAGCUAGGUGCCAGGCUGCUGGCCUUGACAAGUUUCACUUCCCCAGGCAGGAGUUGCAGACUUUGGGGAUUAUUGGUAAGGGUCAGUUCGGAGAUGUGUUUUUGGCCAAAGCUCGCGGCAUCUGCUCCAUGGAGCCAGCGACCUUGGUGGUGGUGAAAUCUCUGCUGGUGAAAGGGGAGGCCACUACCAUGGAGUUCUACAACGAAAUGGAGAUGUAUAGCAAGCUGGAGCACCCGAACGUUGUCAGGCUCCUGGGAGUGUGUAGGGAGGUGGAGCCACUGUUCAUGAUCACUGAAUACUGUGACUGGGGUGAUCUCAAACAGUUCUUAUUGGCUACCAGAAAUGAUAACGGACGUCGCAAUAUGACGCUUAGAGUGCCUCCCCUUUCUUCUCUCCAAAAGCUGAAGAUGUGCCAACAGGUUGCCUUGGGCAUGGAAUAUCUGGCAGGGUAUAAAUACAUUCACCGAGAUGUGGCAGCCAGAAAUAUUUUGUUAACGUCCAGACUGGAUCUUAAAGUAUGCAGCCUGUCACUGAAUAAAGAUGUAUAUGCCAGUGAGUAUUAUCUUCACCCUGCAAAGCAAACAUUGGUACCGCUAAGAUGGCUGCCCCCUGAAGCUCUGCGUGACUCUGAGUACUCAUUUCACACAGACAUUUGGUCCUAUGGUAUCUUCAUGUGGGAGGUGUUCCACCUGUGUGACCUCCCAUACCGCCUCCUUGGAGACGAGGAGCUCUUCAAGUCACUGUGUGGUGCAGGGGUAGGGGCCAACACUCUGCCCCUGUUAGACUUUGCCGAGCAUUUCCCCACACAGGUGAAAGACAUCAUCCGACAGUGUUGCAUGAUGCCUCAGUCCAACAGACCAACCUUUUCAGAUCUGGUGGUCACGCUAGGUCACCUAUUGACUAAUGGCGAUUGCGUCUGACUCCAUGCACACUAGCCUAUAUAAAAAUUACAGUACAAGAGCAAUACGCCUGCACAAGUCAGACGUUUUUAAAAAAAAUAGCAAUUGUAAAUGAUGAGGACAUUGGUUCAUAUUUCAGCUUCUAUUCCCAGAUGAUUGUGGAAAUAAGACAAUGCUUUGUGCUUACAGGCAAGCUGAAACUUUAAGACUAAAUAAAACAAUUUGAACAAUUUUUAUGUUCUCAAAACUUGGAGGACAAUAUGAAUGUACAUGCACUGAAAAAAUCCUGCCUAGCAAGGCAAGAUACAGUUGAGCUUUUGUAAGUUAUAUAUUCUAGUAUUUAUAUAAACAUUUUGAUAUGUAAAUAUCCAUUCGCUAAAGCUUUUUUUUUUAACAUUAUUCACACCAUGUCACAUUUCCUAGACACUGUUAAUUUUUUAUCUGCAUCUGGUACUGAGUGCUGGGUAGCUCAAGAUAUUGGAGAGUGGUACUAAUGUAAACCAUCAUUUCUCGUUCCAUAUGCUAGGACAAAUUAGUACAAGUGCUCCUUCUUCCCUAGUGCUAUUAGAGCAUGGAAUGGGUUGCCUGAGCUAGCCAGGAAAACCAGUGAUUGGCAGAAUUUAAGUUAUUGGUUAAUAUGCAUGACUAAAUGCAUGACGCGUAGGACGUAAUCAUCUUCUUUUUUGAAGUAACGUCUGUAUUAUAUAAGAUAAGAUUAGAUUAGUUACUGGUCAGGCUGAAUGCAAAUACUCCUUUCAUUAAUCACCGAAAAGAAACACAAUUGCUGAUAGGUCAAAGUAAACAAAGUGUUCCUAUAGCACUGAAGGUUUCAAUUCCUCAGACAGAGAAUGUACCAAAUGGAAAGGAGGGUUACACAGUAGAUGUGAUUAGGGAGGCACACUUUAUUAUUUAUUUAUUAUAGAUAAAAGUUGUUUUAUCAAAGACACAUAAUAAAACUGAAUGUAUACCUAAUUGACUUCAAUGUUUGCAUUUUUUUUUUUCUAGAUUAAAUUAUAUUCAAAAGUAUUUUACAUUUGGUAAACAAUGUUAUCUCUUACUGUUUGUAAGUUACACACAUUUGUUUUUCUUGUAAUGCUGUCUAUUCAAUUAUGUAAUUUGUAUAGGAUAUAGUGUAACAAGAGAGUGAAAAAUGAAAACUCUAUAGAAGGCUUUGGUUUGCUCACCACCAAGGGCCUUAACUUUAUAAUGUAUAUUCACUUGAAGUGAACUCCUGCUCCCAUAAAUAUUUUGCUUCCAAUUAAUAGCAAAGAAAAGUUAUCUCCCUUGGUAUUCAGUUUUCAGAGGCACUUAAGGAAUAUUUGAUAGAAAAUAAAAUAUGACUGGAAGGAUGAACUAUUAGAACUAGAUUAAAAUGAAAAGUCCUAUGACUAAAUGGAGAGAUCAAGUCCUUGCAAUAUCCAUUGUUCUUUCAAGGAUGCUAAUGUUGGUGAUGCACAAUUACCUUCUUAACAUAUGUUACAUUGAAGAUAAAUAAAUAAAAAACUUCUUGACAUGUGAGUGAAACUAUAUGUGAUUGUUGAUAAACUAUUGUAUAAUGUAUGCUUUAAUCAAUAAAGAUUUUAAAACUAGUCUGAUGAUGUGGUAGUUUAUUGAUAUGGUAUAGGUGAUGAACUUGUGGCAUUCUCAACAAGCAAGAUGGCUGAAUUGUCAUGGGGCAUGCACUUCGGGAUGGCAUCAUGAUGGCCCUGAGUUCCAACCCUACUCACAUCUGGGGCUAAGACGUAAUAAAGCUUCAUAAUUGAAGGAACGUAGAAAAAACAAAACAAAUGAAACUUAUAAGAAAGAAAAAAGUCUCUUAGCAUACAGGCUUGAGCUUAUGCUAUCUCUGAGUCGUUAGACAUAGAACCCAAUGAUAGUUAUUAGUUGUACAUCUUUUUCACUACAGCAUUUAGUUUCAAUUGAUGUCCUUUGUCGACACAUGUGUAUAAACUUAUUUUUACAUUUUGUUUACUAUGUAAAACUUUGUUAUAGUAUUAAACAAUUGUAUGAGAGUAAAAGAGAAAUGAAUAUCCACUUUUCAAUGUAUGGACACAAUGUUAACCAUCUGAAAUCCCCUUUCUCUAUUAUGCAAAUCCAUUGUUUCAUUUGUAUUUCUUUAUUUGCAUUCACCCCAUUCUGUUUUACUGUACAUGCCUGUAUGAGUUUUUUUUUGGUUAUGUCCCUUGUGUUUCAACAAUGAUGUGAUAAAUAAUGUCAGUUUCUUUUUUUUCAUUCUCCUCUUGACAUAAUUUAAAGAGUUGUAUGUGAGACACCUUGAGUAUGCUUGUAUAUACAUGUAUAGGUAGGAUUAAACUAUUAAAACAUCCAUGACCAACAAA